UUCCGGGUUUGGCAAGGUUGUUUCACGAUCACAUGUUUUCUCGUUGUUUGGAGGCUCCCUGGCUGCUAUAACGAUGUCUUUGCGACUGUCAAUCAUGUUUUUGGUGUUCCUUAUAGUUUUGAACCAUCUUAGGACUGGGAUAAAAGCCGACAAGCUUCAGUAUAUGCCGGAGAAGCCCCCCUCCCCCUCGCUAUGUUGUCAUGAUCAACUGGAUACGCCCACCACGUAUAUAGCAGCCGUAUACGAGCAUGAUACGUACCUUCUACAGGACCCUCACCGUGUACUGGACAGGAACAGCGCCUUGGAACUCAUGAAGAAAAAUCUCAAGGUGUUUGAGGAUCAAGCAAGACUCGCUUCCAAACAGGGAGCACAGAUCAUUGUAUUUCCAGAGGACGGCAUCUAUGGCAUGGGUUAUACCCGUCAAUCUAUCUUCCCAUUCCUGGAGGAAAUUCCGGACCCUUCGCUGGAAUCUUGGAAUCCGUGCGUCAACCCUGACCAGCAUUCCGAGACAGAAGUUCUGCGUAUCCUUAGCUGUAUCGCACGGAAUAACAGCAUUGUUGUUGUCGCAAACAUGGGUGACAAACAAAACUGUUCCAGAAAAGAAGACCCAAAUUGUCCGAACGACAGUCGCUACCAGUUCAACACCGAUGUUGCGUUUGACAACGACGGACAACUUCUCGCCAAAUAUCACAAAUAUAAUCUCUUCUAUGAAAAUCAGUUUGAUGCCCCACCUAAGUGUGAACACGUGAAAUUCACGGUGUUUUCUGUGACUUUCGGCAUGUUCACUUGUUUCGAUAUUCUGUUUAAAGAUCCUUCAGUGGAAGUUGUUGAGAAGUUGGGGGUUAAGAAUGUGGUUUUUCCAACAGCUUGGGGAAAUGCAUUGCCUCUAAGGCAUGCAAUUCAGUACCACCAGGCAUGGGCUAUGGGAGAAAAUGUCAAUCUUCUAUCAGCCAAUCAGCAUCAUCCUUUCUUCAGCAUGACAGGCAGUGGGAUUUACUCUGGCCAAUCAGGAGCCUUGGUUUACUACCAUGAUUCUGAUUGGUCGAGUGGAGGUAAACUGCUUAUUGCGAGAGUGCCUACGGAUCCUGCUUGUAAUAAUGAUGAAAACUUUUGUAACAAAAUCACAGAAAAUGACAAGAAAGUUGAUUAUCCUGAACAGAAUUACUAUGACAAUGCUAUUUCUAAGCUUUGGGGUGAGAACAAACCAUCUCGAUCUGCAAAUCUCAUUGGGCAGACAUUCCAGUCAAAGUUGGAAGAAGACAUUUAUACUUUCUCACCCCUCAAAAAUGGAACAGGCCAGAUAGAGGUCUGUGAUAAUGCACUGUGCUGCCAGUUGGAUUAUUCCAUGUCACUGAAGGAGGGGGAGCUGUAUGCAUUUGGUGCCUUUGAUGGACUCCAUACAUUCCAAGGGCAGUACUAUUUGCAGGUAUGUGUUUUGCUGAAGUGUCACUCAAACGCCCACUCCUCCUGUGGAACAGGAACCACAUCUGCAGGAACAGCCUUCUCCUUCCUCCACAUGGCUGGAAACUUCAGCACUUCUUAUGUGUAUCCAGAGGUCACCACGGACGGUGUCUCACUGGCGCCACCUAGUGAGUGGAAGUAUGAAGCACAGGCAAUAAGGAGCACUGAGGGACUGUCGAAACCUUUGCUAUCAGCUGGAUUAUAUGGGCGCUGGUAUGACAGAGAUUGA
Branchiostoma belcheri (Belcher's lancelet) is the source of this 1690-nucleotide messenger RNA. Its product is annotated as vascular non-inflammatory molecule 3-like. NCBI's taxonomy places the organism in Eukaryota, Metazoa, Chordata, Leptocardii, Amphioxiformes, Branchiostomatidae. The record is from RefSeq and is a predicted model, not a curated record. Bases 74 to 1690 code for a protein of 538 amino acids. The transcript has 3 exons. Gene Ontology annotation, molecular function: hydrolase activity, acting on carbon-nitrogen (but not peptide) bonds, in linear amides.